Molecule: messenger RNA, 1962 nt
Organism: Colletotrichum orchidophilum
Lineage: Eukaryota; Fungi; Ascomycota; Sordariomycetes; Glomerellales; Glomerellaceae
Product: LysM domain-containing protein
Exons: 1
Coding region: 1-1962 (653 amino acids)
Source: RefSeq, a predicted model, not a curated record
AUGGCAGAUUCCCUAAACCCGGCUGGGUCGACAUCACACAUGUCUUCUUCGGCCCUCAUGCCAGCACGUCAUGAUGCCGAAGCCCGCCCACGCAACCGACGCCUCAUCAGCACUGUUGAGGAUUCUUCCACGGCCGGAGGGCCUUUGGAUAGGCUUUCGGCUUCAUUCUCCGCCUUGCGUUUACCAAGCCGCGAGCCAAGCCCCAUGCCUUCCGGCCACUUAUCCCGUGAUACCUCCAAAUCUGGUGCUCGAACUGCAUCUGUUGCCAACCGUCGAAACAAUACCGCACCCAACUCGGCCAGUUUCCUCGAUACCACAUGGUCGCAAGGCUGGGCUUCCAUCCAGGGGCUGGCUUCAUCCCUCCUGUCUGGCGGAAGUGUCCACGACGCGGGAUACGAGUCAGAUCACAGGGAAGGGAGACGGACGAACAUCAAUCCUUUGAAAAGGGAUUACUCUACCCCGCCACGGAAGGCUCCCAAAGACUGGGGUCCUGCACCGCCGUCCAGUACUAGGCCUGCUCACCAGGACAUUGCGGCAGGCUCUCUUGCGGAAAGAGAUGCUGCCCUCAAGGCAGCCCGGACAGCGAGCGUUUUGGAAAGUCAUGACGGAGUUAACGGGGGUCUCGAUGUGUUUGGCAAGUAUAAGAAGAGAAACUCGGACGAGAUCACCAGGGACACUCCACAAGAGGAAGAGAUCCAAGACCAACUGGUGUAUAUACACCAUGUGCAACCAACUGACACCUAUGCCGGCAUAGUGCUCAAGUACAGGUGCCGUGAAGACGCAUUCAGGAAGGCGAACGGCCUGUGGUCUAGAGACAUACUGGUGCGCAAGUGGCUUGCCAUACCAGUAGAUGCAUGCGAAGUCAAGGGUCGCCCUUGCGAACCGCCUUCGCACGAGGGGCAAAAUGUCGACUUGCUCGCUCCAACACCGGAACCUCGAAGCGCUCAUGGAUGGGGCAAAGCGAGCCCGACGCAGCCGCAGCCGCAGCCGCAGCCAGUCGACUUUUUCAGUCUGCCGGUCCUCAAUGGCUCAGCGUCUCGACUCUCCAACAACGAAAACCACGAAGAUCCUCCCUGGUCUCACGUUCGAUGGGUCACACUGGACUCUGUUCCUAAACCAGUUGAGAUUGCCCGCGUGUCGAGCAAAACGAUUGGGUACUUCCCGCCACGAAGGAAGAAGAGCCUCCGAAGCACCUCGAGUAUAUCCACGCCGAGACACUCUCUCGAUGCUGCAGCAAUAACAGCUGGACUCACAGAAAGUCCUGAACAAGUCGGCAGGCCAUCAUCGCGACGCCAAAGCAAUUUGAGCAGUAGGCCCAACUUGCCCGGCACGCCGGGGCGAUCCACUCCGGCGUCCUCGAGGAGCAGGAUGGGCAGUGAUGCGGGUGAUACGCGGCCAGCAUGGAUGAGGAGGCCCGGUGGUGUAGGCUCUUUGGGGCGAAGUGUACGAGCACCUGGUCCGGAGAAAGAUUACCUGAACUCUUGGGCGAAGAAACACCUCCCUGGUAUCGCCAUCGAUGAGUCGCUUCCAUCAAUUUCCGUCAUGGGUUCUGAGACUGCAAAUUUUGGAUUCCGACCGGGUUCUAGCAGCGGCAUUGUGGAAAGUCCUUAUGACGAGGGACAAGAUUUGUUGGCGACGUCCCGACAAGGCUCAGGCCUGGACCGCGCAGCAGCAUCGGUAGAGACAUGGCUUCGAGGCGCAUUCGCAAAAUCUCCGGGCACACCCAUCCUGGGAACCCGUGGCCGUCAAGCAGACGAUCUGGAUCUCAUCGAGUUGACCGACACAAACAGCGAUGAUGGAAGGUUGCCCAUCCCAGCAGGCAGCGGGGUGACCAAUACAGGCUUGCUUGACGCUGCACCAAUGAUGGUCGGCUCGACUGGGAGGAGCGAUGGAGAAGGUUCCGUUAGAGGACGAGGCUUGAGUAACAACGGAGCUGCAGCAAAGGGCAAAAAGUCGGACUAG